AUGGAAAAUGCAUGCUUGUUCCUCAACUUGGCUAACGAUCCUACGUAAGUAUUUUUAUUGUUUUUCUUCUACUUCUUUAGAUUAUCUGUAAGAUUCAAUGUCUCGGAUGUCAGACGUUCACUCUUCGCAUUAUACUGAAAAUUUUAUUAUUUUUUCCAUUUCAGUAUUGAGCGUAUUAUCACUCCUCGUUUGGCCCUCACCGCCGCCGAAUUUUUGGCCUAUCAGUGCCAGAAGCACGUCCUGGUCGUGUUGACCGACAUGUCCUCGUACGCCGAAGCUCUUCGUGAGGUGACCGCCGCUCGUGAAGAAGUUCCCGGUCGUCGUGGUUUCCCGGGUUACAUGUACACUGAUUUGGCUACCAUUUACGAGCGUGCCGGUCGUGUUGAGGGAAGAAAGGGAUCCAUCACUCAGUUUCCUAUCUUGACUAUGCCCAACGAUGGUGAGUUUUGAGGGUUUUUAUGAUCUUGUAGAAGGUUAGGUGAUGGGAAAACGAUUUUUUGGAGGGAUUUUGGAUUAUAGAUGAUACUAAUAGGGGUUUCAUAUAGUAUUUGGUGAUUUUACGGGGUUCUCUACCAGAGAUUGCCAACGGCUCCGAGCCGGCUCUUGGCUCCGGCUCCGAGCCGGGAGCCAGAGCCGGAGCCGGGAAUUUUGGGUGCGGCUCCGGAGCUCAAAGUCGGAGCCAGGCUUCUCAGCGUUCAGAAAAAUAAAAAUUCCGUGAUCUUGUUAAACCAAAUUGCUUGAAAAAUAGUGGGAAGGAUGUGUUGCAUACAACUCGGCUUCAAAAACGUUGGGUGUAUGAGGAGCUGCAAAUUUGGCCUCGGCUCCGGCUCUGGGGCUAAGAGCCGGAGCCGAAAUUUUGACCGUGGCAAUCUCUGUUCUCUACACAUUGUUGAUAGCUAAUUUAUUUAUUUUUCAGAUAAUACCCAUCCAAUUCCCGACUUCCCCGGCUACAUUACCGAGGGACAGGUCUACGUCGACCGUCAGCUCUGCAACAGACCUACCCACCAAUCAACGUACUUCCCUCCCUUUCUCGUCUCAUGAAGUCCGCCAUUGGAGAGGGAAUGACCACGCGAAGACUUCAUUCGGACGUCUCCAACCAGCUGUACGCUUGUUAUGCCAUCGGAAAAGACGUCCAAGCCAUGAGAAGGCCGUCGUCGGCGAGGAGGCCCUGUCAUCCGACGAUCUUCUCUACCUCGAGUUCUUGACCAAAUUCGAGAAGAACUUCAUCGCCCAAGGCAAUUACGAGAACCGAACAGUGUUUGAAUCGCUGGACAUUGGCUGGCAACUGCUCCGUAACCAAAUUCACCUGUAA
Bursaphelenchus xylophilus (pine wood nematode) is the source of this 1312-nucleotide messenger RNA. The record is from the annotation of a GenBank genome assembly. NCBI's taxonomy places the organism in Eukaryota, Metazoa, Nematoda, Chromadorea, Rhabditida, Aphelenchoididae.